Messenger RNA from Meloidogyne enterolobii, 1077 nucleotides. Lineage: Eukaryota; Metazoa; Nematoda; Chromadorea; Rhabditida; Meloidogynidae. The record is from the annotation of a GenBank genome assembly.
AUGACUGAACCAGCUAUACGUCCAAAAAUUGUCGAGAUGAGUGCAGAAGUAUUGGACACAAAUCCUUAUUCUCGUCUAAUGGCGCUUAAACGAAUGGGAAUUGUUGACAAUUAUGAACGUAUCCGUGAGAAAACAGUUGUAGUUGUUGGUAUUGGAGGUGUUGGUUCUGUUUUUGAUUAUGAUCGUGUUGAAUUGGCUAAUAUGAAUAGAUUAUUUUAUCAGCCACAUCAGAGUGGAUUGAGUAAAGUGGAAGCAGCUCGUGAUACUUUAAUGCAUAUUAAUCCAGAUGUUGAAUUUGAAGUUCAUAAUAUGAAUAUAACAACAGUUGCUAAUUUUGAUAUUCUUUGUCAAAGAAUAAGGGAAGGUGGAUUGACUAAAAAAUCUGUAGAUAUUUUACUUUGUUGUGUUGAUAAUUUUGAAGCUAGAAUUGCUGUUAAUACGGCAUGUAAUGAAAUUGGUCAAAUUUGGAUUGAAUCUGGAGUUAGUGAAAAUGCAGUAUCUGGACAUAUACAAUUUAUGGAACCUGGAAAAUCUGCCUGUUUUGUGUGUCUUCCUCCAUUAAUUGUGGCUUCAAAUAUUGAUGAAAAAACUCUUAAAAAGGAUGGUGUAUGUUUACCAACAACAAUGGCUGUUAUUGCUGGUUUAUUAGUACAAAAUGCACUCAAAUUUUUAUUAAAUUUUGGUCAAGUUACUAAUUUUCUUGGCUAUAACGCACUUGUUGAUUUCUUCCCUCAAGAAACAAUUCGUCCCAAUCCUCUUUGUGAAGAUAAAAAUUGUAGACGUUUGCAAAAAAUUUAUUUGGAAGAACAGGAAAAAUUAAAAGCAUCAAAAUCUGAUGUAAAAAUUAUUGAGGAAAAGUCAAACAUUGUUCAUGAAAUGAAUGAAUUUGGAAUUGAAUUAGUAUCAGAAUCUACCUUUGACCAAGCACCUUCAAUGUUUGUUCCUUCUUCAUCUGGAAUUAAAUUAGCUUAUGAACCUGGACCUUUAGACGAUAAUAAUGAAAAAGAUGAUGAAAAUAAUCCAAAAACAACAACUAAAGAACUUGGGGAUUUAAUGGCACAAUUAAAGUCACUUUAA